Molecule: messenger RNA, 789 nt
Organism: Olea europaea var. sylvestris
Lineage: Eukaryota; Viridiplantae; Streptophyta; Magnoliopsida; Lamiales; Oleaceae
Product: ruBisCO large subunit-binding protein subunit alpha, chloroplastic-like
Exons: 2
Coding region: 353-739 (128 amino acids)
Biological process (GO): protein refolding
Molecular function (GO): ATP-dependent protein folding chaperone
Source: RefSeq, a predicted model, not a curated record
AUGACCAAUCCUUUUUUAUUGCUACAGUUUAUGUAAUUCAAACUACUGUGUAUGGCAUGUUUUGAUACCUGUCAAUCUUUUGAACUUGUUAAGGCAUAAAUUUGUGGCUUUUGUCGAAAGAAUUGGAUUUAUUUUUUUUUCGUUGAUCUAUUUAUCCAUUUUAUUUCCAUCGUGAAUAUUUGUUGAUCGUUGAGUUAGUUAUAAAGUUAUAAAUGUGUAGAUAUUCCCACUUUUUAUUAUUUGAGUACAAAUUCGAGUUUGUUAUUUUUAAUGGAACUAUUCAUUUUUUAGCAAUGCAAUAUUUAAUAUUCCUAUCCUUCUUUUUUACAUAUAAAUAUGUUUUUUUUCCCUCAUGUUAUAUUAUUUCCUUGAUUCCUCUUCAGGCGUUCUUUCCUUACAGAUUGACAAAGGGUACAUGUCGCCUCAUUUCAUUAUGAACAAGCAUAAAUCUCUAGUGGAGUUUGAAAAUGUUAGAGUUCUUGUGACUGCUCAAAAGAUAUCAACUGUGAAAGAUAUUGUGCCUUUGCUGGAAAAGACCACCCAAUUGAGUGUUCCUCUACUCAUUAUUGCUGAAAAAAUUUCAAGCCAAGUGCUGGAAACUCUUGUUGUCAACAAAAUGCGAGGGUUCAACUCAUCAAAAAUAUGUGAUGGUAUAGCUUACAUUCGCAAGCGAAGAGAGGUGGGAACGAGCUAUAAAAGAGGAUAUGCACUUUGCAGGAAGUCACGGCCGUUGACGUAGGUACAAGUUGAAGGUUUUAGUUGAUGUAGAUAACACCUAGUUUGGACUGC